AUGUCCAGACCUCUGCAUCGAGGUUCAUCUGGGGCAGCGGGGGAACGGAUCUCCGGGAGUAGCAAUGAUUUUUGGGACUCCCAAAUGAAAGAUAAAACAGAUAAAGAAGAUUUGGAAAGAAGAGCUUCUUCUGAUAACAACAGUAUUGCAUUUAGGUUUCCUAUUCGAGUACUUUUCCCAGACAAUUCUCCUUCCAAACAUGGAAAUACUGGAAACGGCUUUGCAUCUGAUCCUUUAAUAGCCAGUACUCCUAGAAGUCGGCACAAGUUAGCGCUGCUACUGUUGAAGUUAAGUUUAGUAUUGAUUGUUAUUCUUGCUCUUACUGGAUCCUUUUGGUGGACAAUCUCCAUCUCAACGACUUCAAGAGGUCGCGUAUACCAUGGUUAUCGGCGACUCCAACAGCAACUUGUUUCCGACCUGUGGCAUAUUGGAGAGCUUUCUCUUGGUUCUUCAAGGUUGAGAGACUUGGAAUUCUGUCCUCAGGAGUUUGAAAAUCAUGUUCCCUGCUUCAAUGUUUCGGAGAAUCUUGCCUUAGGUCUUUCUGAUGGCAACGAAUAUGACCGGCAUUGUGAGUAUGGAAUGAGGCAAAAUUGUUUAGUUCUUCCACCUGUGAAGUACAAAAUUCCUCUUAGGUGGCCUACUGGUAGAGAUGUCAUCUGGGUGGCAAAUGUGAAAAUAACUGCGCAGGAGGUACUUUCUUCUGGAAGCUUGACCAAGAGGAUGAUGAUGUUGGAAGAAGAGCAAAUUUCAUUCCGUUCAGCCUCAUUGAUGUUUGAUGGUGUUGAAGACUACUCUCAUCAAAUUGCAGAAAUGAUAGGGCUGAGAAAUGAAUCUAACUUUAUACAAGCUGGGGUGAGAACUAUCUUGGAUAUAGGAUGUGGUUAUGGUAGUUUUGGAGCGCAUCUCUUUUCCAGUCAGAUCCUAACUAUGUGCAUUGCAAACUAUGAGGCUUCAGGAAGCCAAGUUCAGCUAACUCUUGAAAGGGGUCUUCCUGCGAUGAUUGGUUCUUUUACUUCGAAACAGUUGCCAUAUCCAUCUCUCUCUUUUGAUAUGUUGCAUUGUGCACGAUGUGGCAUUGAUUGGGACCAACGAGAUGGGAUCCUCUUGAUUGAAGUUGAUAGAGUUUUGAAGCCCGGUGGAUACUUUGUCUGGACAUCACCAAUUACAAAUGCUGAGACGUUUCGUCGUAACAAAGUGAAUCAGAAAAGGUGGAACCUUGUGCAUGAUUUUGCAGAAAAUCUCUGCUGGGAGAUGUUAUCACAACAAGAUGAAACAGUUGUAUGGAAAAAGACCAGUAAAAGGAAUUGUUAUAGUUCGCGGAAGCCUGGUUCAGGUCCCUCUAUAUGCAGCAAAGGCCAUGAUGUUGAAUCUCCAUAUUAUCGACCACUCCGAGCCUGUAUUGGGGGAACACAAAGCCGCCGAUGGAUUCCUAUUGAAGAGAGGACAACCUGGCCUUCAAGGGCUAAUCCAAACAAGAGUGAACUUGCAAUAUAUGGAUUGCACCCAGAAGAACUCUCUGAGGAUGCCGAGACCUGGAAAAUGGCAGUCCGUAAUUAUUGGUCUCUUCUGUCACCAUUGAUAUUCUCAGAUCAUCCAAAGAGACCCGGCGAUGAGGAUCCUUCACCACCCUAUAACAUGCUUAGAAACGUGCUUGACAUGAAUGCUCAUUUUGGUGGUUUUAAUUCUGCAUUAUUGGAAGCUGGAAAAUCCGUGUGGGUCAUGAAUGUGGUCCCGUCAAAUGGACCCAAUUAUUUGCCCUUGAUCCUUGACAGGGGAUUUGUCGGUGUUCUGCAUGAUUGGUGUGAACCCUUUCCAACAUACCCAAGAACCUAUGAUCUGGUGCAUGCAGCAGGACUUCUUUCCCUUGAAGUUGAUCAUCAGCGCAGAUGUACCAUUCUGGAUCUAUUCACUGAGAUUGAUCGAUUGCUUCGUCCAGAGGGUUGGGUGAUAAUCCAUGACAAAGCUGCUCUUGUCGAAUCAGCAAGAGCUCUGACAACAGGGCUGAAGUGGGAUGCGCGUGUGGUAGAAAUCGAAAGCAACAGCGAUGAGAAACUACUCAUAUGCCAAAAGCCUUUCUUCAAGAAACAAGCAAACUAA
This is a messenger RNA of Prunus armeniaca (apricot), 2097 nucleotides long. The record is from the annotation of a GenBank genome assembly. NCBI's taxonomy places the organism in Eukaryota, Viridiplantae, Streptophyta, Magnoliopsida, Rosales, Rosaceae.